Molecule: messenger RNA, 2625 nt
Organism: Bombina bombina (fire-bellied toad)
Lineage: Eukaryota; Metazoa; Chordata; Amphibia; Anura; Bombinatoridae
Product: solute carrier organic anion transporter family member 1C1
Exons: 16
Coding region: 273-2351 (692 amino acids)
Biological process (GO): sodium-independent organic anion transport; transmembrane transport
Cellular component (GO): membrane
Molecular function (GO): protein binding
Source: RefSeq, a predicted model, not a curated record
GGCCGAGCAACUACAGAUUGUAGCAGCUUCAUCCCACAUAGGCUCAACAUUUUUACUUUGUCUAAUUGAAAAAAAAAAAAGAAAAGGAUAGCGCAUGCGAAUAUCAUCAAGGAGGCGGAUGACAUGGGUUGACGGCUUUUAAGUUGGACAAGAUACAGGAUUUCAGACAAGAUAGAAGAUAAUCUCACACUUUGUGGGUCACUCCUCAUCCCAGCGGUGUCCUGGUACAGACUGGUGCCACACUGCCCUGCAUCUGAUAUUAAACCUACAGGAUGGUCAUGGAUAAAGAUACCAGCGACUGCAACAAUAUGAGUCCCGGAGACCCAGUCUCCUCAGCGGAUGGACACACCACAUCAAAACCAUCCUGUGCAAGUCUAAAGAUGUUUUUGGCCGCUCUCUGCUUUUCAUACUUUGCUAAAGCCUUUGCUGGGAGUUAUAUGAAAAGUUCUAUCACACAAAUUGAACGCAGGUUUGAUAUCUCCUCCUCUGUCGCUGGAAUUGUUGAUGGAAGUUUUGAGAUUGGGAAUUUACUGAUGAUUGCGUUUGUCAGCUAUUUUGGGGCCAAACUUCACAGACCACGGAUUAUUGCUGCUGGCUGCCUUGUUAUGUCUUUCGGAAGCUUCCUCUCUGCAAUGCCGCAUUUCUUCAUGGGACCUUAUAAAUAUGAGACGUCAGUGGCUCAAAGAACUGUAGAGAACAAUAUAACUGAAGAUGUUUCCCUGUGCUCGGCCAACCAAACGUUCCUGGACUAUAACCAAAACGACUGUGGAAAAGAAUUUGGAUCAUACCUUUGGCUUUUCAUAAUGAUUGGGAAUCUUUUGCGCGGAAUCGGAGAGACGCCAAUAACUCCUCUUGGGAUUUCUUACCUUGAUGACUUUUCUAGACCAGAAAACACUCCCCUCUACAUAGCAUUUUUGCACACAACGGCGCUAUUUGGUCCAAUGACGGGAUUCAUGGUUGGAUCUCUUUGUGCACGGCUCUAUGUGGAUAUUGGUUUCACAGAUCUAGACAAAAUAAGUAUCACGCCGCAGGACACACGCUGGGUUGGCGCCUGGUGGAUGGGGUUUAUUGUAGCUGGCGCCCUGACAUUGCUCUCGGCCAUUCCCUUCUUUUUCAUACCCAAGAGUUUGAAGAAGCAAGGUGAAAAGGCUGAAGAAAACCACGAAAGCUGUAAGAUUAAAGAAGAAAGUGAGAAGUCCAACACGAAAACUAAAACCCUCAACAAACCUACCAUGAAAGGAUUUUUCAAGGCCUUGAAAUCCUUAUGUUACAACCGACUGUACGUCAUGUUAUUGUUCGUCACACUUCUGCAAACCAACAGCUUCAUUGGCUUCAUCACAUAUAAACCAAAGUACAUGGAGCAGCAGUUUGGACAAUCCACCUCAAAAUCCAACUUUAUAACAGGAGUAUCCACAUUACCUGCUGCAGCUUUGGGAAUGUUCUUAGGAGGCCUCAUUAUGAAAAAGUACAAGUUCGGCCUUCUAGGAGCCACUAAACUUUCAUUUGCAACUUCAUUUGUUGCAUUUUUACUAUCUUUAUCUGCAUUUUUCUUAAGUUGUGAUAAUAAUGACGUUGCAGGGAUAACAGUGACCUACGAUGGCUACAAACAAGACGCAUUUAAAGAGAGCUUUUUAUACUCUUCCUGCAACUCACCAUGCAGUUGUUCUGUCAAGAAAUGGGAUCCAGUGUGCGGAGAAAACCAAAUGACGUAUAUGUCAGCGUGCUUGGCCGGAUGUACCUCUUUUAUAGGGACAGGGAAAAAUAAAGUGUAUCACAACUGUACUUGUAUCAAGGCUGCCGGCUUCCAGUCGCACAAUUACACAGCAUCACUCGGUGUUUGCCCUAGGGAUGACAGCUGCUCCCGGAUGUUUCUCUACUACAUCAUCUCAGGGGUUAUAAGUACAUUUAUAUACGCUCUGGGGGCCGCCUCUGGGUACAUUCUCCUCCUGUGGACGGUUACACCUGAGAUAAAGGCGCUUGCUGUGGGUGUUUACAUGUUACUUAUAAGAGCACUAGCUGGAAUCCCAGCACCUACUUACUUUGGAGCUCUUAUAGAUAAAACAUGUUUUAAAUGGGGGACACGAUUGUGUGGAGGACGAGGAGCGUGUAGAAUGUACAACAAUAACGCUUUCAGGAAUACCUUCCUUGGUCUGAUGGCAGGAAUACGGACAGUUUCAUACAUUUUUUCUAUCGUUUUCCUCUUCAUGGUGAAAAAACAAGUUCCCACUGGAAUUGUCAAAUCCUCAAAUGAAAACCAAAGCAAAGAACUCACAAAUGAAAACGUUUACACAAAAUGCGCGUCGGAUGAGCAGCACUUAAACUGCGACAUACAAAAGGAGUCGUGUAUGUAGCGUUGAGAUCUCUCACCUACACAGUCACUCAAUGGCUUAAGACAAGAUAUGGCUAUUAUAUGUAAAAUGUCAGUUUAUAUUGUUGUAUUAUUGAUUGUCUGCUGAAGUUCUGUAUUAUCAGAAUUGGCAUUUGUACAGUUAUUGCUGUGGCUCAGACACUGUAACAAUGAUCAUUUAAUAGUUAUGACUUAAUUAAGCGUGUCUGCUGCCCUAUCCUCAUUAUGUAGAAUGAUGUGAGAAUCCCAGACGUUAUACAAUAAAGUUAUAAAUACUA